AUGACCAACUACGACUUCAUCGCCCUUGCUACCAAGCCUUCCGCAAAGAUCUGCUACAGCUUCCACCCACCGGUCGGCACAACGAAGUCCGUGCUCGUUGUCUUCGUGAAUGGACUCGGGCUGCCCCAGACCUCAUGGGAGGGCGUCAUCGCCCGCUUGCACGACCGACCUCCCGUCACGGGCCUCCCCGCUAUGAUGACUUACGAUCGGUAUGGCCAGGGCCAAACAACUGACCGCGAUCCCGCGGAUGCCGAUGCCGCCGACCCUAUGCACGGGCACGACUGUGUCGCCGUAAUCCGCGAUCUUCGGCAACUGCUCCUCCAGAUCACCUCGGAAAAGUUGGGUGUCUGUAAAAUCGAUGACGUCCAGCUUGUGUUCGUCUGUAAUUCCAUCGGUGGUGCGCUGGCGCGACUCUACGCACAGGAGUAUACGGGCACCGUGAGCGGACUCGUCCUGCUGGACAGCGUCCUGGCCAACUCGGAUUUCGUGUCCAUCUACCCGGACCCGGAUGCCCCGGACUUCGAUGUAAGUACCCUUCCCGCCGGAGCGACCGCCAAUGCCAUUCGUGAGGCGCGGGCAUAUAUGCAGUACGUCUUCCACCCGAUCAAUGGCAGCAAGGAAGGCCUCAGCCGAAAGAACCUGAUCCAACUCCUACCCGACAGCGAUGGUCCCCAGCUCCAAGGCCCUGGCGGACGGGGACCUUGGGUCACCGUCGUUGGUCACGAGUUUGAGGCAUUCGAGGGCGAGUUUGAGCGCAUGGGAGGAGCGUCCCCGCUUCUCACUCGUGUAUAUAUGAAUCCUUACUGGCAGCGAUUCAAUGAGGGACUGGCCAAGAUCACCGAACCAGAGCGGAGCAAGGGUCCAUUGCAAGCCCCGGGAUCAGGGCAUUUCGUCCAAAAGGAUAACCCGGGGCUCGUCGAGGAUGAACUGCGGGAAAUCCUUGAAAAGAUUCUGUGA
Aspergillus puulaauensis is the source of this 957-nucleotide messenger RNA. RefSeq names its product alpha/beta fold hydrolase. The coding region runs from base 1 to 957 and encodes 318 amino acids. Lineage: Eukaryota; Fungi; Ascomycota; Eurotiomycetes; Eurotiales; Aspergillaceae. The transcript has a single exon. The record is from RefSeq and is a predicted model, not a curated record.